Molecule: messenger RNA, 699 nt
Organism: Entrophospora sp. SA101
Lineage: Eukaryota; Fungi; Glomeromycota; Glomeromycetes; Entrophosporales; Entrophosporaceae
Source: the annotation of a GenBank genome assembly
AUGGGCGAAACUCCAUCCGCCAAAAAUCGACCCAUAGUCAUAGCCGUUAAACUGUAUGCCAGAGUGUUGGUGGAAAGGCUUUUCAAAGUCGGGGCUAUAAUAGGAAGUAUGACUCGCAUUAUAUUGAUUGAAAAGAAACAUAAAACAAAAAGGACCAAGAAAAUUGCUGCAGCAAUAAGAGUAUCAAUAAUAUUCAAUUUGGCUAUUAAACAAAUAAUUAUUCCCCCAAUGGAAGAGUCGGGAGAAACCUUGACAGUUCCUAAAUUUUUGUGUUGUAUCACUUCUUCAUCACUACAUAUUCGUCGAGGCAUGUUCUCUGAUACUCCUUUGGUUUUUUCAGCAAAUCAAGGAAUGGACCCCAACACACUUAUUAAAACAAAGAAAAAGGCGAAAAAUAAAACUAACUUCCUUCUUCAAUUAAAAGUGGGAAGCUUUUCUGACUUAACCUCCUUGGCUGCAAGAGGGGAACCAACAAAGGAUAAAAAUGAAGAAAUUCGUCAGCCCAUCAGAAAUUUGAAGCCAAAAGGGAAGCAGCAACAAAAAGCGAAAGCAAUGAUAGAUAAACCAUUUCCAUCAAACGAAAGAGUCGUUUUAGUUGACUCCCAUAUAGCCGGAAAAACCUCAGUUAUUCCGAUUGGAUUAUUGGCUAUUGCUGGAAAUCAUGAGGCUACUAUUAAUGCAACAAAGACAAGUAGAUAG